AUGGUCAAAUCAAAACUGCCAAAUUCGGUGCUUGGAAAGAUUUGGAAAUUGGCCGAUGUCGACAGAGACGGACAAUUGGAUGCGGACGAGUUUGCUCUUGCAAACUAUUUGAUCAACCUCAAACUCGAAGGCCAUGAGCUGCCGGUCGAACUGCCUAAGCAUCUGGUUCCACCGUCAAAACGCGAAAUGGAGCCGGUCUACCCGAAAUUGGAUGACGAGUAA
Messenger RNA from Haemonchus placei, 222 nucleotides. The record is from the annotation of a GenBank genome assembly. NCBI's taxonomy places the organism in Eukaryota, Metazoa, Nematoda, Chromadorea, Rhabditida, Trichostrongylidae.